This is a messenger RNA of Pantherophis guttatus, 5289 nucleotides long. RefSeq names its product signal transducer and activator of transcription 3 (gene STAT3). Gene Ontology annotation, molecular function: DNA binding; DNA-binding transcription factor activity. Gene Ontology annotation, biological process: regulation of DNA-templated transcription; signal transduction. The record is from RefSeq and is a predicted model, not a curated record. Lineage: Eukaryota; Metazoa; Chordata; Lepidosauria; Squamata; Colubridae.
AUGCUGCGGGUGAGGGGGGCAGGACCAAGCUCACGACGGGAAGCAGUGGGAACAAGACGUCGAGAGUCGAACGGCUCCAGUAGUGGCUAAGUGAUUCUGGGGAGGUCGAAGUGUUAAGACACCAGACUAGGAAGCAGGAAAUCAUGAAUUCUGGAAAUCUGAAGAUGCCCGGCAAAAGGAUGCUUACUCCAUCACCUGUCUUCCAGGCUCACACCUUGAUGAUAUCCCAGAGUUCCCCUUUGAUUGAAAGAAGUCUUUUGGGGAAUUAAGCAACAACCUUGGUGGUGCAGCAGACUAAAGUGCUGUUAAGUAGCACCAGCUGCCUGCAAUUACUGCAAGUUCAAAUCUCACCAGACUCAAGGUUGACUCAGCCUUCCAUCCUUCCGAGAGUCAGCUGCCAAGAUGGCACAGUGGAACCAAUUGCAGCAAUUGGACACAAGAUACUUGGAGCAGCUCCACCAGCUUUACAGUGACAGCUUUCCAAUGGAACUUCGGCAGUUCCUUGCACCUUGGAUAGAGAGCCAGGAUUGGGCUUAUGCUGCCAGCAAAGAGUCCCAUGCUACUUUGGUAUUUCACAAUCUUCUGGGUGAAAUUGACCAGCAGUACAGUCGCUUCCUACAAGAAUCCAAUGUUCUCUAUCAGCAUAAUCUACGCCGGAUCAAACAGUUCCUACAGAGCAGGUAUCUGGAGAAACCCAUGGAGAUUGCCCGCAUUGUGGCCCGUUGUCUCUGGGAGGAGAACCGACUGCUACAGACAGCAGCAACAGCAGCACAGCAAGGUGGACAGGCAAACCACCCUACAGCUGCUGUAGUGACGGAGAAACAGCAGAUGCUGGAACAACACUUGCAAGAUGUUAGAAAGCGCGUCCAGGAUCUGGAGCAGAAGAUGAAAGUGGUGGAGAACCUGCAGGAUGACUUUGAUUUUAAUUAUAAGACUUUGAAGAGUCAAGGUGAUAUGCAAGAUCUCAAUGGAAACAACCAGUCAGUGACACGCCAGAAGAUGCAACAGCUGGAGCAAAUGCUAACUGCACUGGAUCAAAUGCGAAGGGGGAUUGUGAGUGAACUGGCUGGGCUAUUAUCUGCCAUGGAAUAUGUGCAGAAAACAUUAGUGGAUGAGGAACUGGCUGACUGGAAGCGGAGACAACAAAUUGCAUGUAUUGGUGGACCACCCAACAUCUGCCUAGAUCGUCUGGAGAACUGGAUAACAUCCUUGGCUGAGUCACAACUUCAGACACGUCAGCAGAUUAAGAAACUUGAGGAGCUGCAGCAGAAGGUCUCCUACAAGGGGGACCCAAUUGUUCAACACCGGCCAUUGCUGGAAGAGCGCAUUGUGGAAUUAUUCAGGAAUCUCAUGAAGAGUGCUUUUGUAGUAGAGCGGCAGCCCUGUAUGCCAAUGCAUCCAGACCGUCCACUUGUUAUCAAAACUGGAGUACAAUUUACAACAAAAGUACGGUUACUGGUUAAGUUUCCCGAGCUGAAUUAUCAGCUGAAAAUCAAAGUUUGCAUUGACAAGGAUUCUGGUGAAGUGGCUGCCCUCCGGGGAUCCCGGAAGUUUAAUAUCUUGGGAACAAAUACUAAGGUGAUGAACAUGGAGGAGUCCAACAAUGGAAGCCUUUCUGCAGAAUUCAAGCAUUUGACACUGAGAGAGCAGAGAUGUGGCAAUGGUGGAAGAGCCAAUUGUGAUGCCUCUCUCAUUGUCACAGAAGAACUCCAUCUUAUUACAUUUGAGACAGAAGUUUACCACCAAGGUUUGAAAAUUGACCUGGAGACCCAUUCACUUCCAGUAGUGGUGAUCUCCAACAUUUGCCAGAUGCCAAAUGCAUGGGCAUCAAUUUUAUGGUACAACAUGCUGACAAACAAUCCCAAGAACGUGAACUUUUUCACCAAGCCACCCAUUGGCACAUGGGAUCAAGUUGCUGAGGUGCUCAGCUGGCAGUUCUCCUCAACCACCAAACGGGGACUCAGCAUAGAACAGUUGACGACUCUUGCUGAAAAGCUACUUGGACCUGGUGUCAAUUACUCUGGAUGCCAAAUAACAUGGGCCAAAUUCUGCAAGGAGAACAUGGCAGGAAAAGGCUUUUCAUUCUGGGUCUGGCUGGACAAUAUAAUUGACCUGGUGAAGAAGUACAUCUUGGCACUUUGGAAUGAAGGAUAUAUCAUGGGCUUCAUCAGCAAAGAGAGGGAAAGAGCCAUCCUGAGCACAAAGCCUCCUGGAACCUUUUUGUUGCGUUUCAGUGAAAGCAGUAAGGAAGGUGGAAUCACUUUCACAUGGGUGGAGAAGGAUAUUAGUGGAAAAACACAAAUUCAGUCAGUGGAGCCAUACACCAAGCAACAACUCAAUAACAUGUCAUUUGCUGAGAUUAUUAUGGGUUACAAGAUCAUGGAUGCCACCAACAUCCUGGUUUCCCCACUUGUUUAUUUGUACCCUGAUAUUCCUAAGGAAGAGGCCUUUGGAAAAUACUGCCGUCCAGAGAGCCAGGAGCAUCCUGAAGCCACUGACCCAGGUAGCGCUGCUCCGUAUCUGAAGACUAAGUUCAUUUGUGUAACCCCAACAACCUGCAGUAGCACUAUUGAACUACCCAUGUCUCCCCGCACACUUGAAUCCCUGAUCCAUUUUGGCAGUAAUGGUGAAGGAGCUGAUGGAAAUGCCAGCGGACAGUUUGAGUCCUUGCAGGUGUUUGACAUGGAGAUGACUGCUGAAUGUGCCAAUUCACCCAUGUGAUCACCUUUUGUAAACAGCUGACCAUUUUUGGCUUCCUGGCAUCAAACAUUUACUCUCCUUACAGCAUCAUAAAGCUCAGACAUCUCAGCUCUGCCUCAACAGGAGACAUUUGAUUGAGGGUCCUCCUUUAAGUGCACCACUGCUGGAGCUUGCCUGAUCUCAAGACAGUUGGAGGGAAGAAAUUCUGUUUAACUUUAGCUGUUUUUUUCCACUGCAAUAUUUUCCAUUUUGUAUACUGGUUAUUAAUGUAGGGAGUGAAGAUUUUGUUCCAGUGUUUAACUAGACCAAGUGUUCCUCCUCAACAGUGCUUUUUGGUCUUCUGCGCAUUUUUACUGCAUGGCACAAAAAGCUAUUUCUGUAAUGCUACUCUCUUAAGUGUUCUAUCCAGAAAUAAAGCAGUUGAAAUUGACAGGCAGGAGUCUGUUCAAGUAGCCCAGGGAGAGGAAAGGAUAUAGGAAAAAACACUUCUUAGAAAUGAGAGUGUGUUUUUUUCCUUUUCCCAAACAAUGUAUUUUCUGUUCCUUGCUUUUGAACCCUUCUGUGGUGAUCAAUAUACUUUAAUAGAACAGUCCUUCAAGGUAAGGGCUAGAAAAAUAGCCAAUAGUAUCGUUACUUGGGCAUCUUGAGCUUUGAGGCUCCUAUUAAAGACUAGAACAUUCCAAGUACAUAGACUGCUAAUUAACUCAAGAUUGCAGCAUAAACUCCAGUGGAAACAAUAUUUGAACUCCAGUCAUUCAACUGAAAAGUCAGUUCUCUCUCCACUUCCUUUCACCCAAAACUUCUAAUCAUGGGGAAAAAAUUUAUUGUCUACAGAUUUAAGUCAUUGGAUUGAGAUAAUGGGACAAAGGUGAACUGAUAGUUCAGUGUUAGGUUCCAUCACAAAUUUGUUGUCAGCAUGUGGUUUGUUACUUUUAUUAUUAUUUAUUGCCCUAUUAUUAUUUACAUUGCCCUAAAAGGACCUAGGAUAGCAUUCAUCCUUAAAGAGAAAGGGUGGGUUUUCCCUCCAGCAAAAUUAAGAGGUGAAUCCUGCUGCUGAAUAGUGACUGGCACAUAAUCAUCCAAAUUUUAUGACUGAGUGGAAUUUAAAUCAAGUCUACAGGACAGAUGUCCAAUGUUUUAGUCUCUGUGCCCUAUUUCAAAUACUAUAGUAGUAACCGACAACAGGUAUUUAAAGUAGUUAAAAGAGAUGGUUAUUGGUAUUUUUUCUCUCCUUCCAUAAGCUAUAUUGUUUAAAACUAUCCCUUUAAAAGUCAAUAUUUUAACAUUCGAACUGUUUGUUGCUCAUUCAUUUCUGUCAGCAUUAUUGGUCCUCUCCUUGUGGCCCCCUUUUCAUGUGGCUUUUUUUUAAUUUAGCCCCAGCUGGAGCCAAUGUUACUUAGUUACUGCUUGGCUAUUAUAGUUUCUUUUCUUUUGUACAACCUCUUAAAAUACUUUUAAAAGGCUCUGACGAUCCCAGCUGACUUGCCUAAUUGGCAGAGGCUUUUCUUUUUUAAAAAAAAAACCUCUGGCAAUCCCAGAUGAUUUGCCUGAUCGGCAGAGGCUUUUCUUUUUUUUAAAGCCUCUGACGAUCCCAACUGACUGAUUUGCGUGAUCAGCAGAGGCUUUGUUUUUACUUUUAAAAGCAUUUUUUCAGCUGGAGAGGUUGUAGAAAAAAUGCUUUUAAAAAUAAAUAAAAAAAGCCUCUGAUGAUUGCGUGGCUCAGCUGGGCAUGGGGGUGGGGAGGGAUUUUUGCUACUGGUUCUCUGAACCACUCACCGCCAUCGCUACCAGAUCGGGCAAUUCUAAUGCUGAAGACCCCACUCUAAUCUCACUGUGGUUCAGUGGAGUUGAAAAGUGGUGAUAGAAGAAGAUGAUGAAAGAAGUUUGUUUCCAGUCAUUAGAACAACCAUUUUUGAAAACUGAUGCUUUCCAGAUGUGCUGGACUUCAACUUUCUGGUUCAAGGUGGUGGAGUUCAAGUGAUCUGGAAAGCAUUAAUUUAAGGAAGACUGAUUCAGAGACAUUGAUUUGCAACAUUUAUACAGAAAAUUGAAUCAUUGAUUGCUUUGUGAUCUGCUGAAUAAGCUACUAUGACUGUGGAAGCCAAAUCCAAAUAUAAUUAGUGUGGUGUUUGAACUCAGCUACUUGCUAGAUAAAGAGACAGAAAAUUUUCUAGUCCAAGCUGUAUUUUUUCCCAUUUUUUCCCUGGUUAGGCAACCUGCAGCUGUGUUAAUAACCACAGUCUGGAUAAUGAGAGUUAUAAUCCUGCCUAGUUUUCUUCUCCACUUCGCAGCCAUAACAGUCUUUUAGGAAGAGAAAUAAUGAUCUCCAGUCAUGCUAAACUAGAAUUGUUCCAGUGCUAAGCUGCUGUUGUCUUUCCUAAUCAAGUUGUUUUUGUGCCAUUUAUUUCCCUUCUCAAAUUAUUCAAUGUUUCCUUUUUCUUUUCUUUCUUUUUUUUUUUUCUUUUUCUUUUUUUUUUUUUUUGCUGUAGCAAGUUGCUCUUGAAGAACAUAGCCAUUUUAAUUUCUUUGUAUAUUUUAUUGCUGGUUCUACAAGCUUCAGCUUUCUGAUAAAUAAAUUCUGCUACUUUA